AUGGGCAAACGGUCGAUACCCCAGUCCCGGCUUCGCCUGGCGUGGCUCGACUCCGCCCUCAUCGUCGCCAAGCUGCUCGGGGCGGACGGCAAUCGGAGAGGGGGCGCCUCCAUCAAGACGCUCACCCUCCGCGACGACGUGCGGCUGAAGAGGCCGACGCACGCGCUGGUGUGCGAGACUCUGAAGCACGUGCCCAUCACCAGGCUCGCGCUGGAGCGCGCGGGGGUGGCGCUCGCGCCGGAUUUUAACGCGAGGAGCGACGGCGUCGGCGCGCGCGGGGCCGAGGCGCCCCACGGCGCCGCCGCCGACGAGGACGGAUUCUACGCGCGCCUGCGCGCCCCGGAGGCGGACGGGGACGCGGUCCCGCGCCGCCACGUCCGCGUCAACACCCUCAAGCUGUCGGUGGACGAGGCGACGCGAAGGUUGGCCAGUCACCGACCCAAACGAGACCCCCACGUGUCCGACGUGUUAGUCUUUAAACCGGGCACAGACCUCCACGACCACCCGAUGGUCCGUUCCGGCGAGAUCGUCCUGCAGGGCAAGGCGAGCUGCUUACCCGCGGCGGCGCUUGGCCCGAAGCGCGGGUGGGACGUCGUCGACUGCUGCGCGGCGCCGGGGAAUAAGACGACGCACCUCGCCGCGUUGGUCGGCGAUCGCGGGCGCGUUCGAGCCUUCGACGCCGACGGCAAACGGCUGAAACGGCUCGCGCGAAACGUAUCGACCGCGGGCGCGGGUGCCAUCGUCGACGCGAAACGCGCGGACUUUCUCGAGGUGGACCCGCUCGAUCCGGAGUACGCGGGGGUGCGGGCGGUGCUCCUGGAUCCGUCGUGUUCGGGCAGCGGCACGGCGGGGACGAGGGGCGACUACCUCAUAGCCGCCGCGCGGGGCGAGAAGGACGACCCAACGCGCGGGCACCACCUGAGGCCGGAUAAACGCGUGGACGCGUUGGCGCAGUUCCAGCUCAGGGCUUUGCUCCACGCGUUUGAGUUCCCGGCGGCGGAGAGGCUGAGCUACAGCACGUGCAGCGUCCACGAGGCGGAGAACGAGGCGGUGGUUCGCGCGGCGCUUCCCCGCGCCGCCGAGCUCGGGUGGAGGCUGUGCGCGGCGAUGCCGGAGUGGCCGAGGCGGGGGUUGGAUGGUGCCGUCGAGGGUGCCGAGUGUUUGAUCCGCGCGGACCAGUUCGAGGACGACAUGGAGGGAUUCUUCGUGGCGGUUUUCGUUCGA
Messenger RNA from Micromonas commoda, 1224 nucleotides. RefSeq lists its product with no specific name. NCBI's taxonomy places the organism in Eukaryota, Viridiplantae, Chlorophyta, Mamiellophyceae, Mamiellales, Mamiellaceae. The record is from RefSeq and is a predicted model, not a curated record. The transcript has 3 exons. Gene Ontology annotation, cellular component: nucleolus. Gene Ontology annotation, molecular function: methyltransferase activity. The annotation marks the transcript as partial. Gene Ontology annotation, biological process: rRNA base methylation.